AUGAGGGAAACACAGUCUUUCUUCAUGUUCUUUACAGGGCUUUGCUGUCUCCGUCCCUGUCGUCCUCUUCAGUACCACUUCAUCGACGCGGCUCUUCCGUGGUUGAAGGCCCAGAACUACUGCAGGGCCACGUUCACCGACUUGGCCACCGUCUUCGACGCGGAGAGCCUGAACCUGCUGGUCAACGCGGCUCAGCAGUCCAGCGGUGGAUUUACGGGGAAGGCUUGGAUCGGGCUGCGUGACAACCUCACAAACUGGAGGUGGUCGUUUCCAGACGCCGCGACGAGCUUCAGGAACUGGGGCAUCGGUCAACCGGACAACUUCUUCGGGGACCAGAUGUGUGUGAGGACGAUAAUCGGAGGCGUGUGGGAAGACUCCAGCUGUGUCCUGAGGAACCCCUUCUUCUGCUACGAUGGUUUCUUCUUCCUCGCAGGUACAGCCAGUUUCAGCAAGCGUUUCGUUUUUGUUGCGCAGGAGUUGAGCUGGUCUGACGCUCAGCGGCACUGCAGGAGGCGCUACACCGACCUGGCCAGUGUCAGAAACCGGGACGAGAACACGCAAAUACGACGUCUGUCCAUCAGGGGCGCCUGGAUUGGCCUGCACAGGUCUGAAGAAAAGUGUUUUUUGUCAUCUGCACCUUUUUCUUCGUGCAGGACUCGGGACUGGUCAGAUGGAAGUGAAUCCUCCUUCCGGUACUGGACCAGUGGACAGCCUGAUAAUGCCAGAGGGAAGCAGAGCUGUGUUGCGGCUCAUCUGGGUAAUGCAGGCCGUUGGUCAGACGAAGAGUGCGGCAGGAGUCUCGCCUUCGUCUGCUACGGCGAACGUGUAACCACAACUGAAAAGCCUUCAACUACUCCUCCUCUGACUGAGAGAACGUCAUCUGAGCCGCCUUCAACCACACACAUGAAGCCGAUUCUCACCUUUACUGAUGAAACUCCAAAUGAGACAACUUUGUCCGGCAGUGCCACUGCAACUCAAGAGAAAUCAACCACAACGACGGAAAUACACUCGACCACACCAGUGUUUACGUCAUCUGUGCAGUUUGAAACUUCAAAACUGGAACAAACUACAACUAUUGGCAGGACGUUGGAGACACAUUUGUCCAGCGCUGCCACGGUAACUCGAGACAAAACAGCCACCACUGACAGAGACUCGACCACGCCAGUGUUUACCUCGCCUGCAACAGCCGAACUAGAUCAAACUACACCUGUUCCUGGAUUUUCCUCAGGAGAACAUGUGAUUCACUUGGGACUGAAAUUAACGUCAAAGGUGCAACUGAGCGAAGAAGACAUCGAAGAGCUGGUGGUUGUUGAGUUUCGCAAACGUUUGGUAGAGAUGGGUCUCCCCUCGAGCCUCAAAGUGAGUCUGAAGAAACCACGGAAAUAAAGAGGACUGAACGUAGGAUUACACACAAGUGUUUAGAGGAAGGACCAGUGAGGAAAUCAAGAAGGUUCCUUUUAUGAAAUCAAGAGACUUCUACUGCU
Solea solea (common sole) is the source of this 1484-nucleotide messenger RNA. Its product is annotated as macrophage mannose receptor 1-like. NCBI's taxonomy places the organism in Eukaryota, Metazoa, Chordata, Actinopteri, Pleuronectiformes, Soleidae. The coding region runs from base 1 to 1386 and encodes 461 amino acids. The record is from RefSeq and is a predicted model, not a curated record. The transcript has 10 exons.